AUGAACAGAAUAAUCUUUUGGGCAACUGUAUUUGAUCCUCGUGAUAAAUUUGAGUUCAUGGAGUACUCUCUUAGCGAGAUGUACGGGGCUGAACAGGGUGUUGCAUUGUUUGAAAGUGUAAAAAAUGGACUCUUUGAGUUGUUCACAGAAUAUGAAAGAAAAUACCAGCCAAAUGUUGAAGAUGAUAAUCGAGGGAGCUCUAGUUCUGUUUCUCAUGUGAUUGAUGAUUUCAAUUCUGAAAAAGUCAUGAAGAAGCCAGUGAAUAGACUGAAAGCUCGAUAUGAGAAACAUAAAUUAGAGAGUGGAAGUGGCAGAAUAAAAAAAACUGAGCUACAAGUUUACUUGGACGAGGAGGUCUUAGAGGAUUGUGAGGAUCUUGAUGUGUUGAAGUGGUGGAAAAUUAAUUCAGGAAGAUUUCCAUUCUUUCGCGAUUGGCACGUGAUAUUUUAG
Messenger RNA from Striga hermonthica, 450 nucleotides. The record is from the annotation of a GenBank genome assembly. NCBI's taxonomy places the organism in Eukaryota, Viridiplantae, Streptophyta, Magnoliopsida, Lamiales, Orobanchaceae.